Messenger RNA from Olea europaea var. sylvestris, 1753 nucleotides. RefSeq names its product 7-deoxyloganetic acid glucosyltransferase-like. The coding region runs from base 19 to 1467 and encodes 482 amino acids. Lineage: Eukaryota; Viridiplantae; Streptophyta; Magnoliopsida; Lamiales; Oleaceae. Gene Ontology annotation, molecular function: UDP-glycosyltransferase activity. The record is from RefSeq and is a predicted model, not a curated record. The transcript is spliced from 2 exons.
CUUCAGCUCUUCCCCAAGAUGGAUAGUGAAAGAGAAUCGGUAUUGCCGCCUCAUGUACUCAUAUUCCCCUUACCAAUUCAAGGGCCAGUCAACUGUAUGCUAAAACUUGCAGAGCUCUUCUGUAUUAAUGGUCUGAAAGUAACUUUCCUAAACUCACAACACAUCCAACGUUGUUUAUCAAGCUGCACUAAUACUGAAUCAUACUUUCAACGCUAUCCCAAUUUUCGAUUUGAAACCGUGCCGGAUGGCCUUCCCGAAGACAAUCCCCGCACAGUCAAUGAAUUUUUCGAGAUGUUGGAUUCUAUGAAAGCUGUGGGUGUGCCACUAUUUCGGGAAAUGGUAACUUCUGGUCCUUAUGGUCCCAACUCUGAGAACCCAAUCACUUGCAUGGUGGCCGAUGGAGCAUUCUGCUUUGCAGUUGAUAUUGCUAAACAGAUUGGGGUUCCGCUCCUUUAUUUCGAUACUAUUAGCCCUUGUUGUCUAUGGACUUAUCUCUGCCUUCCCAAACUCAUUGAAGCUGACGAGUUUCCUUUCAAAGGGGAUAACUUGGACAAGAUUGUUGUUAAUGCACCAGGAAAGGAAGGUUUUCUAAGGCGCCGGGAUCUUCCUGGCUUUUACCGUACCAAGGACCUUAAUGAUCCCGAUAUACAAUCAGUUCUAAAGGAGAACAGGAACCUUUCCUUGGCCCAAGGGCUGAUUUUGAAUACAUUUGAGGAACUUGAUGCUCCCAUAUUAUCAGAAAUGUCCAAAGUCUGUCCAAAAUUCUAUGCUGUAGGGCCGCUCCACACUCACGUGAAAACUAGACUCGGGACGGGAACCACGUCAAAUAGUAUUCUGAAAGAAGACAGGAGUUGCAUCCCCUGGCUUGAUAUGCAACCCCUCAAAUCUGUUUUGUUCGUUAGCAUUGGAAAUCUAGCAGUCAUGACCAACGAACAACUCAUGGAAAUCUGGUAUGGUUUGGUGAACAGUGGAACAAGAUUUUUAUGGGUCCGAAGGCCGGGUUCAAUCGCUGGAUUGGAAAAAGAAUUUGAGAUUUCCAUGGACUCCUCUCAAGCUACAAAAGAGAGAGGCUAUAUCGUGAGUUGGGCUCCACAAGAGGAGGUCUUAGCCCACCCUGCAAUUGGAGGGUUUUUGACCCAUAGUGGAUGGAACUCAACAUUAGAAAGUAUAGUGGAGGGGAAGCCCAUGAUAUGCUGGCCAUAUAAUGUUGACCAGCAAGUGAAUAGUAGGUAUGUGGGAGAGUUUUGGAAGCUUGGUUUGGACAUGAAAGAUAUAUGCGACAGAGUGACAGUUGAAGGGAUGAUCAAGGAGCUUAUGGAAUUGAAGAAGGACGAAUUCUGGCAAAGGGCUGAUCACUUAGCCAACAUUGCAAAGGCAAGUGUGCGUGAAGGUGGGAGUUCGUACAAAAAUCUGGACCAACUGAUCCAAGAAAUCAAGUCGACGACGUUCUCAACAUUGCAGGGUUAGUUUUAGUCACUACAUACUCCAUCUUCAGUCAUUUCUUCUCUUGAGUGUGUUACUGGCUAGACGGAGACUGUUGAUUGUCAAAUGUUUCCCUGAAAUUUUUCUUGAUUAUGAAAAAGAUUGAUCUCUUUCUUUGUUAUGCUUUGAUGGACUUCCAAGUGUUUAAUGAAUGGCCCGUUACUCUUAUGUCGAUUCAAGCUUCAGCCACAACCCAAAACUAAUUUAUCUCGGUUCCAUGUUUAGUCCAUUUCAUAUGAGAAAUGUUAUCGAUCUUUGUCAAUGAGCAAAA